AGGGAGCGUAGCGGCGCGAGGCGCGAGAGAGAAAAGCAAAGGUACACGUAUCGCGAAUUCGAUUUGGACAGUUGGAUUAUUACCGAAAUACCUCUUAAGAUAUAGUAAGACCAUGGAACAGAGGUUUAGGGCAGAGAGAAGAAGACAAAUUAACCAACUAAUUCUUCUUCGGAGAAGAAUAAGAGAUGCUCAUGAUCCCUUCGACGUCACUCGGGAGACUUUCAUUGCCUCAUACAGGCUGACGCAAGAUCUUGUUCGUAGUCUUGUGGUUCUCAUUCGUCCACAUAUUCCUCGAACUACAAGUCCUCUCGCUGUGCCUUUGGAGAUCAAGAUUUUGUGUGUGCUGCAUUUUUAUGCAACAGGAUCAUAUCAAAGGCCCACAGGGAAGAGUAUAGAUACUGCAGUAGCGCAGCCAACAGUGUCGGACCACCUUACUGAGGUCACCCUCGCACUAAACCAUCCACAGGUGGUCAGUAGACUGAUCCAGUUUCCAAGGAAUGCUGAGCAAAUGAGAGCAUGUGUUGCCAGGAAUCAAUAUUUGGGUGGCAGGAUUCCGAGUGCUGUUGGAUAUACGGAUGGAACAUUAGUUAAAAUUAUGAAGCCAACAUUAGAAGAUAAUGUUCAAGCUUACAUUGGGCGAAAGUCCUUUGCCAGCAUAAAUGCAUUAGUGACCUGUGACAAACGUUUUUAUGUCAUGAAUAUAGUAUCCCGUUACCCAGGGGCUACUAAUGAUUCAUACAUUUGGGCUAACAGUGCACUUCGGAGGAAGAUGAUCGAGUUAAACGAGGAGGAACGUUGUUUCCUUUUAGGUGACUCUGGAUUUCCUCAUGAACCGUGGAUGCUCACUCCGUUUGCUCGUGGGGAGGAACCAGAUGAGGAUACCCCAGAAAUGAGAUACAACAGGGAUUUCUGCAGGGACCGCUGCACUGUGGAGAACACUAUUGGGUUGAUGAAACAGAGGUUCAGGGCAAUUAAUGAUGAGAGAAUUCUUCAUUAUUCUCCUCUCAAGGCCUGCAGGAUCAUUGUGGCUGUAGCAGUGUUGCACAAUCUCUGCAUCUUGGCCCAAGUCCCAUACUACCAGUUAAAUGCAGAUAGAGCUAGAAAUGACAACUUUAAUGAAUGGGAGGGAGAAAAUUUUAAUGAACUGGAUGAGAAUUAUAUUGAUCUCUUACAGGCAGGAAGGGAUGUCCGGCAGAGGGUUGUUGAUUAUUUGGAACAAAUGCGCAAUCAGUAGAACUUUUGUUGUAAGCGAGGGGCUAAAAACUUGAAUUUUAUUUAUUGACAGAGUGUUACAGUCUGAAGGAAUUUGUGGAAUCCUGACACGAAGUCAUAGGAUCAGUAUGAGUUAGACGAACAGCUGCAAACCUAUUGUGUUUUUUCUUUAAAGAAGUAUUCUUUUGUUUUGUUUUGCUGCUAUGAAUUGAGGUGAACAAAGUGUACCCGCACUCUCUUGUAAAUAUGUAUGGAUGAGUGUAUGAAUGUCAGUGUGAGUGUGUCUGAGUAGACUUUUAGUUAUCCUAUUUAUGUGUUUAGCUUGCACUCUGAUGUGGUUGGUCGAUACUCUGUUGUGUAUUUGUAUCUGUGCUGUGGAGUUGUUUAUUUACUAUGUGAACAAAUGAAGUAUCUUAUCUAUUUGUCUUCAUGAGCCUCCAAAAUUACUCGCCUGAACCUAUUCAU
Molecule: messenger RNA, 1677 nt
Organism: Thrips palmi
Lineage: Eukaryota; Metazoa; Arthropoda; Insecta; Thysanoptera; Thripidae
Product: putative nuclease HARBI1
Exons: 7
Coding region: 113-1234 (373 amino acids)
Source: RefSeq, a predicted model, not a curated record